This is a messenger RNA of Ceraceosorus guamensis, 616 nucleotides long. RefSeq lists its product as hypothetical. The coding region runs from base 39 to 356 and encodes 105 amino acids. The record is from RefSeq and is a predicted model, not a curated record. Lineage: Eukaryota; Fungi; Basidiomycota; Exobasidiomycetes; Ceraceosorales; Ceraceosoraceae. The transcript is spliced from 2 exons.
CCUGAUCGAUCCGUGAUCUGCAUGGAACUCAUCAGUCAAUGAGUCCAUGCGGUAGAGACAAACCAUCAAAGUGCGCAAUCACCGCAGUGCCGGGGCGCAACAAUCGCGCCGGAAUGAAGACAAAGUGCUGCAGGACGCUGAACGCUACAUAUAUGGAACCUACCAGCUCACGGCUCAAGCAGGGACGUCCACCACCCAAGCUCCAUCGAGCUAUCAAAGUCAGAGUGGACGGACAGCUUCCGCGCGGGACGACUAUUGUGACCCAUAUAGCUGCUCUCCCGCUAUAUAUAUCAGCAGCAUCAGCAGCUAGCACAUUCACAUUCGUGAUUCUUGGCUCGGUCAUGCGCAAGUGCUGAUACCGGCUGAUGCACAUCUGCUGCAGCUGCUCUAUUCACGCCGCAUCGCGUGAGAGGCGCAAUCGGUCAGGCGCACCGAUAUGAUAUUCUCACGACUCCGAAUGGCGAAAGUGAAACGUCUCGGUGUUUCAACUUGCACACGGUGCCGGCAUCAGCCGCGGACUUCUCUAUAGCUAUCACGAGUGGUGACCCUGUACGUCCGAACACUCGUUGUGCCUAGCUUCACCAUACAAACGAAGGCUGCCGCCCCCACUGCGGGU